AUGAGACAAAGUGUUGGAGUGAUGAGGAAUAAAACUCAUUUACUAUUCAAGUACAAGGAGGAAUAGAAGCAAUAAGCCAAUAGAUUCAAGAAAGCCAAUGAUCUUCACAUAUCAAAACCAAAUACAUUGUUAUUAGACAGUUCCGGUGAGUCGACAGCCAGCAAUUUCUCAAUUGAAAUGCAGGCUCACAAUAAGGGUUUGCCAUCUGAAUGGGCCAGUCAUUACGAGGAUUGUCUUGACAAAAUCAAACAAGUACAGGAGAUACUUAAGGAACUUCAAUUACUGGGAUCGAAAAGAUUGAAGAUGCAAUUUGGAGAUGCCACAGCUUUGGAGAAACUGAUAUACGAAAACAAUUAGAAAGCGACAUAAAAAAUUAUGGAAUGUGAGAAAAACACAGAAUUGAUUGCCAAUUAUAGUAGUGAAAAGGAAACACCAAGUGACCAGAGAAUCCGAAUGAAUAUCAAUAGGGCGUUGGCAUAAUAAAUCUAGGAAUUAACUAAUGCGUUGAGAAAUCAAUAGAAGAGAAUGGUCACUAUGAUCAAGUAAAUUAACAAAGACGAUGGAGCAAAUUUCUUGAAAUUAAGUGAGCAAAAACAAUAAGAAAUGAAGGUCGCCGAUGAUGAGCUUACCCAAGCAGAAGAGUAGAUGUACGAUGACAUCAUUUGCGAGAGAGACUAAGAAAUCAACAAACUUGUUACUAUGAUUAACGAGUUGGCUGAAGUGUUCAAAUCAUUAAAUUAAUUGGUGAUUGAUCAAGGCACUAUUUUAGAUAGAAUCGAUUACAAUAUUGAUUAAGCUGUAUUCAAUGUCAAGAAAGCCAACGAAGAAUUGAAAAAAGCUGAAGAUUACUAGAACUCUCCUUUAGCAAAACGAUGCAUUAUAAUACUUGUUAUUAUGAUUGCUAUUUGCAGCAUCCUAUUAACAAUAAAAUAUUCAAGUUGAAGUCAUUAUUUAUUAUUAUUAUAUCAAAUACAUUUG
Paramecium tetraurelia is the source of this 978-nucleotide messenger RNA. RefSeq lists its product as uncharacterized. The record is from RefSeq and is a predicted model, not a curated record. Gene Ontology annotation, molecular function: SNARE binding; SNAP receptor activity. The transcript is spliced from 8 exons. Lineage: Eukaryota; Ciliophora; Oligohymenophorea; Peniculida; Parameciidae. Gene Ontology annotation, biological process: vesicle fusion; vesicle-mediated transport; intracellular protein transport. Gene Ontology annotation, cellular component: membrane; endomembrane system; SNARE complex.